CAGAAAUCGAGAUGGCGUCGUCCAUGAGUGGGAUGUUCUCCGGUCAGCAGCCCCCGGGUGUCCAUCCUGUUGGCGCUCCCGGUGGACCGGGCCAGCCGGGCUUCCCCGGCGCAGCUACUACCAGAGGUCCGGGAAAAAACACGCUGGUGGACGAGCUGGAGUCUUCCUUUGAGGCAUGUUUUGCAUCCCUGGUAAGCCAGGACUACGUUAACGGAACUGAUCAGGAGGAGAUUCGAACUGGUGUUGACCAGUGCAUACAGAAGUUUCUGGACGUGGCUCGUCAGACGGAGUGCUUCUUCUUACAGAAAAGGCUACAGCUAUCUGUGCAGAAACCAGAACAGGUGGUGAAAGAGGAUGUGUCAGAGUUACGUAAUGAGCUGCAGAGGAAAGAAUUACUGGUUCAGAAGCACUUGUCCAAACUGCACCACUGGCAACAAGUUCUCGAGGACGUGAGCGUCCAGCAGCGUAAACCCACAGACCUCCCUCCUCCGGGGCCGCUGGCCUUUCUGGAGCAGGCCUCUGCCAGUCUGCCCCCUGCCCCUUUAAAACCAAAUUAACACCAAAGUUACAGUCGCGUUCGUUUUCUGUCGAAGGAAAUAGUUUGCACCCAGAAUUGGAUGUUGAACUCUGACCUGCUGGUGGUCACACCGAAACGGGAAACCCACUUGUUUGAAUUCAUCAAUCAUAAAGGCGGGUUUUGAAGCAAGAUGGAGCGAGUACUUGCAGGAUUUAAGUGUAAUGUGAUUGUAACCAACUGUCACAACACACACCACGUACAUAAUGUGAUGCCUGCCGCCAAGAGACAACCUGUGAGAAAGUGAAGAACAGUUUGUUGUCGCUGUCCAGCUGUUAGAACAUCAGGAUCAUUUUAGUUCUGUAUUCAGUUUUUAUGUAAAUAUUUCUAUUGACAACUUAUUUUUUACUGUAAAAUAAACUUUCUUGUAUUUGA
Molecule: messenger RNA, 949 nt
Organism: Pseudoliparis swirei
Lineage: Eukaryota; Metazoa; Chordata; Actinopteri; Perciformes; Liparidae
Gene: med28
Product: mediator complex subunit 28
Exons: 4
Coding region: 12-557 (181 amino acids)
Cellular component (GO): mediator complex
Source: RefSeq, a predicted model, not a curated record